Messenger RNA from Euleptes europaea (tarantolino), 790 nucleotides. It is a transcript of the gene UBTD2, whose product is annotated as ubiquitin domain containing 2. NCBI's taxonomy places the organism in Eukaryota, Metazoa, Chordata, Lepidosauria, Squamata, Sphaerodactylidae. The coding region runs from base 46 to 747 and encodes 233 amino acids. Gene Ontology annotation, molecular function: protein binding. The record is from RefSeq and is a predicted model, not a curated record. The transcript has 3 exons.
AGGAGGAGGAGGAAGGGGGUCUCCGGGCCGGGACGGCCGGGCCCCAUGGGCGGGUGUGUGGGCUCCCACCACGACUCCUCGGGCAGCCUCAACGAGAACUCGGACGGCACCGGAGUUGCACUAGGUCGUAAUCAGCCCCUGAAGAAGGAGAAACCAAAAUGGAAAAGUGAUUAUCCGAUGACAGACGGACAGCUACGCAGCAAGAGAGACGAGUUUUGGGACACAGCACCAGCUUUUGAGGGCCGCAAGGAAAUCUGGGAUGCUCUGAAGGCUGCUGCACAUGCAUUUGAGAACAAUGAUCAUGAACUGGCACAAGCAAUCAUUGAUGGUGCAAACAUAAUGUUACCCCAUGGUGCUCUUACAGAGUGCUAUGAUGAACUGGGAAACAGAUACCAGCUUCCUGUCUACUGCCUGGCCCCGCCUAUCAACAUGAUCGAAGAGAAGGGUGACCUAGAGACUCUGGAUAUUCCUGAUCCACCACCCAAUUCUGGCCACGAAUGCCAGCUUCGCUUACGCCUUUCCACAGGCAAAGACCUCAAACUUGUAGUCCGCAGUAUGGACACUGUGUACCACAUGAAAAGAAGACUGCACACGGUGGAGGGUGUGGAGCCCAGCAGUCAGCGGUGGUUUUUUUCAGGCAGGCCAUUGGCAGACAAAAUGAAACUGGAGGAGCUCAAAAUACCAAGGGACUAUGUGGUACAAGUCAUUGUGAGCCAGCCCUUAAACCCCACCCCAGUGGAAAACUGACUUUGCCUCUUUGUCUCUCCUUUCUUCCUCUCCCUCUUUUUAU